AUGACAUUCAUAUAUCUAAUUCCAUUUGCCUCCCUUGCAGUCAGCUGCAUUGCAGCCAUAUCCACCCCGGCGCCACUCCCGAAUCCGCACCGUGUCAUUACUGACACUAAUCUCGAUACCGGUAUCUCUUUCUUCAAUACAACACUGAGUGAAAGCCUUGCUGUUAAGCAGGAUGUUGGAGGUUCCUUGUUCCGUUUAGGAUAUAUCACCGGCAGGACUCCUAAUACGCUUAAUGGCACUGAUAUUACCGACUAUAUUGAUUAUCUGAAGACUGCCAGUGUACCUCCUAUCACCCUUCCCGAUGGUCGUGGCAUGAUGUGGUACAUUGAUACACCUCCGGGUGAAGGCAGUCCUGCCCACCGUACUGUCAGUCUCGAUGUUGUUAUCCAGGUUGCAGGCGAGAUUGAAGUCACGCUCGAAUCAGGCGAGAAGCGUAUCCAGAAACCGGGCGACAUGCUUAUCCAGCGCGCUACUACUCAUACUUGGAAAAACCCCAGCAACGACACGUGGGCUCGUAUGGUUGGUGUCAUGUACUCAAGCAAUCCUGUGAUUCUCAACAAUGGCACUGUACUUGGUGCUUCCGGACUCUGA
Molecule: messenger RNA, 591 nt
Organism: Aspergillus luchuensis
Lineage: Eukaryota; Fungi; Ascomycota; Eurotiomycetes; Eurotiales; Aspergillaceae
Product: cupin domain-containing protein
Exons: 2
Coding region: 1-591 (196 amino acids)
Source: RefSeq, a predicted model, not a curated record